Molecule: messenger RNA, 1449 nt
Organism: Dendrobium catenatum
Lineage: Eukaryota; Viridiplantae; Streptophyta; Magnoliopsida; Asparagales; Orchidaceae
Exons: 10
Coding region: 67-1392 (441 amino acids)
Source: RefSeq, a predicted model, not a curated record
CUUUAAAACAGUGAUUAGCUCACUCUAAAAAAGUAGACUCGAGCGGAGCAAAGCGUGUAUUCGAAGAUGGCCAUUUCCUCCGUCUUAUACGCUUCACGCCUCCCGUGCUCCUUUCACGGGGACUACCAGCCGGAUCUCACACCCUGCCGCGGGAGAAACUUCUCCGGCAAAGGCCUUUUCCUCGUCAACGGGCGGCAGCGGCAGCUCGGAGGAAGGCUUGUCUGCCACGCGGAUGAGACGCCUAAGAAGUCUGAGGGCGACACCAGCACCAGUGGAAUUCAGCUCUACUCCCAGAUCGAGAGGUUACUCACUGAAACAACAAGAAAAUCUCAGGAUGGAUGGGUUAGUACCGGAGAUUGGAAGGAGAUUGAGGGUGCAUGGGUUCUCAGACCAAAACACAGAAGACCAAUCUCAAUUAUUCAUUUUGUUGGGGGUAUAUUUGUUGGUGCUGCACCUCAACUUACUUAUCGGCUAUUUCUUGAGCGUCUCUCUAACAAGGGUGCUUUGGUGGUUGCAACACCUUUUUCUAGUGGUUUUGACCACUUCUUUAUAGCAGAUGAAGUACAGUUCAAAUAUGAUAGAUGCUUUCGAACUUUCAAUGACAUAGAAAAAGACCUUCCAAUAUUUGGUAUUGGUCAUUCCUUGGGAUCUGUAAUUCACCUUCUGAUUGGGUCUAGAUAUGCAGUGCAAAGAAAUGGCAAUAUUUUGAUGGCUUAUAACAACAAGGAGGCAAGUUUAGCUGUUCCACUGUUUACUCCAGUUAUUGCGCCAAUGGCCCAGAGUUUUGGUCCACUUCUGAACCAACUCUCGUCAUCUUCCAAUAUUCGUCAAGGGGCAGAAAUGGCCAUCAAGCAGUUAGAGUCCCUUACUCCACCGAUUAUGAAGCAAGUUCUACCAUUGGUCGAGCAACUUCCCCCUCUGUACAUGGAUCUGGUUAACGGAAGAGAAGAAUUUAUUCCUAAACCAGAGGAAACUAGGAAACUGAUAAAAUCUUACUAUGGAAUUUCAAGAAAUCUAUUGAUACAGUUCAAGGAUGAUACGAUUGAUGAAACUCCAACUCUGGCCAAGUUAUUAAGCAGUGAAUCUGCCAUAAGUUCUCAGCUGGACAUCUCAAUUCGUUCAUUGCCUGGAGAUCAUGGGCUUCCACUGCAGCAGAUCCUUCCUGAUGUUCCACCUGCAAUGGCUGAUGCUGUGAACCGUGGAGGAGAGCUUCUCGCAAAUCUAACGGCUGGGACGCCAUGGGAAUCAUUGGCAAAAGAAGCUGGAAUCACGAUGGGUCCAGAUUCAAAGAUCAUUCGUGCACGAAAUUCAAAGCAAGUUGAUGUUCUAGUGGAUGUUAUUUCAUCAUGGAUCACCUCACAUUCUAAUCCAAUAAUAUUUGAGGAGAAAUAAGGAGAAUAUUUUGAUUUGAUAUUCUACUUAAAUUUGAUGAAGAUAAAUUUAUAAUUA